CCUCCCGCCCUUAGCCUGUAAGAUGUCAUAGAAUAUGGCGGCGGCUGUGUGGUAAAGCUUCCUAGGAAACUGCGGCGGCGUCUGUGCGGCACAGGCCUGCGAGUUAUGAGCUCUGCGGGGAUUAUGUCGACAGAAGAGCCCGGGAAAAGAAAUCUGUGGGGGACGGUGGGUGACAGCGGCGGGUGGAAGUGAGAAGCUACGGACGGUGUGCGUAUCCCAGACCCCCCCUCCCCUUUUACACUACUGCGUCCCCCUUGGCAGCCGGGGGAGGACCGGGUUACCGCCGCACUGCGCGACUCUGGACGUCUAUUGAGCUGCCUCCAGCUGCAGGAACAUGAAGGGGCUCACAUUAACCCUUAAGGGCUUUGGACUUUUGCUCAUCCUGACGCUGGGUCGGCUCCAAGCAGCUCCACUUCCUGAAACAGGUGCAGGAGACGUUCCCACUGAUGGAGUUCCGUUGUUUUCUGUGCUUCUGUCUGUGUGCAGUUUCAUUGUGUUGGUUCUUCUCCUGAUCGGCUGUAUAUCCUGCUGCAAAGAGACAGAAAUAGACUUCAAGGAAUUUGAGGAUCAUUUUGACGAGGAACUUGAUUUUACACCUCCCGCAGAAGAUACACCUUCAAACCAGUCUCCAGCUGAUGUUUUUACUUUAACCGUCCCAACCGUGUCUCUCUCUGUUCCUUCACAGCUGCAGACUGCUCAAGACUUAACAAAGUACCAAAUACCUCGUCACAGUCUGAGCUACAUCCAGGAGAUUGGAAAUGGCUGGUUUGGGAAGGUGCUGCUUGGUGAAAUCUAUAGAGAAAACAGUGUCACAAGAGUUAUUGUGAAGGAACUAAAGGCAAGCGCUAACUCCAAAGAGCAAGAACACUUUAUAAACCAUGGAGAGCCAUACAGUUUUCUUCAUCAUCCUAAUAUUGUGCAGUGUGUUGGGCAAUGCAUUGAAACCAUGCCCUAUCUCUUGGUGUUCGAGUUGUGCGACCUGGGUGACCUGAAAACGUAUCUAAACAAUCAGAGAGAGAAACUGAAGGGGGAUACAGAAAUUGUGCUGCUUCAGCGUAUGGCUUGUCAGAUAGCAGCGGGUCUUGCCAUAAUGCACAAACACAAUUUCGUGCAUAGUGAUCUUGCACUCAGGAAUUGCUUUCUUACAUCGGAUUUAACCGUAAAGAUAGGAGACUACGGCAUAGGAUUCACUAGGUACAAGGAGGACUACAUGGAGAUCACUGAAGAAAACUUUGUUCCCAUUAGAUGGACUGCUCCAGAGUUACUGACCAGCUAUCCGGAUCAAUUACUAGUGGCCGAUCAGACAAAGCCCAGUAAUAUUUGGUCACUAGGGGUAACUCUUUGGGAACUCUUUGAAAAUGCUGCCACUCCCUACGGAGAUCUAUCAGACAGUGAAGUACUGGUUCAAGUCAUAAAACAGAGAGAAGUUAAACUUCCUAAUCCACAACUAGAACAACCAUAUGCAGACAGAUGGUAUGAAGUUUUGCAGUUCUGUUGGCUACCUCCCUUCAAAAGACCUACUGCUGAAGAAGUCCAUAGACUACUUACAUACCUCCGCAUGCAGAGCCAAAAGGAGACUGAAGAUGACUUUGAACAACGUUGGAAUUCCCUUAAACCAAACACUAGUAAUCGGCAACCAUCUACGAAUAACCUGUCUUUUCCGAUCUUGGAACAUUUCAGCGCAGAUGAACUAUGCCAGGAAUUGGAUGAAGUUCUUACUGUUACUGAAACUAGCCAAGGGCUUAGCUUUGAGUAUGUAUGGGAGGCUGCCAAAGAAGACCACUUUGAAGAGCAUGGUCACUCUGAUUCUGAUGCCACGGUCAACUACAAUAGUUUAUUUUUCCCUGUGCCUGUAGAUGUUUUACAAAAGCCAGGGGUUGAUGCAGAACAAGAUAAGUCAGAACACAGUGGCCGUGACAACACCCUUGGUGCUUCAGAAGUUGUCCCAGUAUUUGAUUCACACAAUGUUUCAGUUGCUAACGAAUAUUAUAUUCAACUGGAGGAGCAAGGAGAAAGCAGAUUGGACUUUGACAAUAAGAACCAUGAGUCCGAAAGUGCAGCUUUGCAGUUUAUUGCACUUCAGGAUCUGAAAUCAUCUGGAACAAACAAAUCUGAUUUUCUUCCAUUUGAAGCUGAACAUGACCCUUUACCAGAUUAUUUGCAUGUUGCAAGUGACCAUUUUCCAUUCGAUAACUCAAUCGAGAAUGUCGAUUGGUCUGUUAAAAUGCCUGACUGUGAUACUGUCAGUGACCUUCCACUACAAAAUGGUCUUCACACUGAAGUUAAUCCCUCCCACACAAAUUUGCAUCCAUUUCCCGAAAGCUUUAAAUAUUCUGAAAAUGAGGCCGCUGUUUGGGGAAAUAUACUAGAGACUGACCCAGUUGUUCUAAAUGUGGAGGAACUGUCUGAAAACUUUCUGUUUCUGAGAGAAAAUAAUUUAUUGUCGGACUCUCCGUUUAAGAGAAACAAAACAUAUGAGCCUCAAGCAGAGUUUUCAAAUAAAAUCAAUUCACAAAAGCUCUUUGAAAUCUCCCACCGAAAUAGCUUGGAUGUGGAACUCCAGCUUUCAGAGUUAAAUUCAUCUGUGCACCCGGCAAAUACAACUAGUUUUGAUAACUCUUUGCAAUCUGGGCAAGAAAGCCAUCUCAAAACAGCAGAGUUGAUCUUGCCUUUGCCUAAAAUAGAUGAUCUGAAAAAUGAUGUAACGUCGGUGAAACCUGGGCUCACAGAUAACAUAUUUACAGCUAAGAACAUGGAAGGUUAUAACGUAAACAAUGCUGCUGUAGAAGAUGAUAGUAUUGAUCUUUACCGAUCAAGCAGCAAUAAAAACAUAUUUGUGCUGCCCAGUUCAAAAGUGGUUAAUGAUGAUGCACCUAUAGGGCAAGCAUCUCUCGGCUCUAUAAAAACGUCUUCACCUCCGCAUAACACAGACCUUGUCGGUGUGAAUGAUGAUGACCUAAAUCCAUUUGUUGAAAUGUCUGCUGUUCCAUCAGAUUCAACAAGUCAAGAUAGCCUGUUAGAUGAUAGCUUAUCAAAUUUCACGCAGUCUUUGUUGCCAUCUAUAGGAACACCUGAUUCUUUAGACUCUUUAGAUGUUCAGAAUGUUCUAGAGCCGUUGGAACCUGAAGAGAAUCAGAAAUUCGGGCAUUCAGAUAAACCUGCUGAUAGCGGCUAUGAAACGGAGAACUUGGAGUCUCCAGAGUGGACAUCUCAUGCUAGCGGGCAGUUAGGCCACGAUGAGAAUGAGCGGAAUAGUGUGUCUGCUCUCGCUGCUCCUGUUAUAAUCAUAUCGGAGGCUGACCAUACUUUGAAUGAGGACAAUCCUAGAACCCAAGUGUCCACAGACACAAGUCCCAGUUCUUAUAGAGACUCUGCAUAUUUUUCAGACAAUGAUUCUGAGCCUGAAAAGAGACCAGAAAUCAAUUCAGAUUUGCCAGUAUUACUCACAUUUUCAAUGACAGGAUCAUUUUCGCAAUCCACCGAUAAAGUAAUUAACCCUGAAUUAGCUGCCAAAAGUGAAACAAAGAUAGAAAAUGUGUCUCAGAAAGAUGAGAACUUUCCACUGCAGUCCAUAGCACAGAUUGAAACCGAAAUUAAUAAACAUGAAGAUUCAGAGGAAAAUGACCAUUAUGAAGAAUGGAAUGAUUUUUCUCCCAGUUCAGAAGAUGAUGUAAACCAUUCUUCAGCUGAACCUUCACGUCUAGAAAAUGAUGAGGAUUUUCUUAACCCCUUUGGAGCAUCAGAGGUCUUUACUUCAGUGAAUAAAUUGAAAGAGAUGCCAAUUGUAAACCUCCCCGAUGCUCAGAAAUUGAAAGAGCCUGAUAUGGAAGGGAAAUAUCUUGGGAAACUUGAUGCAUCUGGCUUGCUAGAUUUGUCAUCGGAGGACGGCAUGGACGCCGAUGAAGAAGACGAAAAUAGUGACGAUUCGGAUGAUGAUAUAAGGGCCUUUGAUCUUAACAGCUUUAGCUCUGAUAGUGAUGAUGACACCGUUCAUCCUGUUCCUAUUGUUCAUGUGGAAAAUGAUGGAAGGCAUCUUAAAAGCCUAAUAAAACCAAGAAAACCUACAGACCUGUUCUCUGGACUUGAGAAAAGGAGCAGUAAAGCCGUCCACUUCUUUGAUGAUGUCACUGUCUAUUUAUUUGAUCAGGAAACUCCAACCAAAGAACUUGGUUCUCAGGUGGUGGAUACAAACAGCCAAAUCUUCAGUAGCUGUCCGACUACUCCUCCUCCACCUCCUCCAAGUUACCUAAACAGGUUUACAAACUCUGAAAGUUCUACUGAUGAUGAAGGGGGCGGCUUUGAAUGGGACGAUGACUUCUCUAAUCCAGAGCCUUCGUUUUUAUCUAAACCAGCAGCAGGCUUUAGUGGGCAAAAACUUACCAUUAAUCCCUCUAAGUACUUCUCACCUCCGCCUCCCACGCGGAGUCCCGAUCAGAACUGGACGCACUCUUCAUCUUACUCACGUUUCUCUAUUUCACCAGCAAAUAUUGCCAGUUUCUCAAUUACGCAUGUAACAGACUCUGAUAUAGAACAAGGAGGCAGCAGUGAGGAUGGCGAGAGAGACUGACUGAACUGGCGUGAUAAGGAUGAAGUCAGAUUUGUUUGCCCUCCCAAAAGUGAAAGUGUCUUCAAUCUGAAGUAACUUAUAAAGCAUGAAUACUGCAAAAGAAAUGAGACCUUUGCACACUCUUUAUGUUCCUCCGUGCAAUCCGCUUCCUUAUCGACAAAUCCCUGUUGCUACUGCCGUGCUCUUAAUCACUUGAAGCACUGUUUGCUGUAAAUAAUCCCAGAACUGUAGAAUUGGUCAGACAUGUAGGGUUUUUUCAUCAUUUUUUUUCCCCUCAAACUCGGCUGUAAUGAUUCUUUUGUAUAUAUCCUCAAUCAUGUAUGUGCUACUGUAAUGAUAUUUGGGAAUGUGUAUUCAGUGAUGUAUCGACACAAAACCCUAUGUAUUGCUCCUUAUUGCACUGUGUAAUGUUUCCUGCCUAAUGAUGUGUACAGAGUUUUUAGCCAUCAAGGGAGUAACAAUGCUCGCCUUGAAUUUUCCUCUUUUAUGAUCUUGUUGAAAUAUUAUACCCCUUGUAUUGUAUCCUGCGUAAUAAGCUGUUCUUGGGAAUCUGGAUCUCUGCUUUCAAUAUGCUGUUCCAAUUCUUGAAGCUUUCUUACUUUGACAGCAGCAAUGUGAUGGUAUGUAGACUCUCUUUUUCACCUCAUAUUGCUGAUUGUCCACUCCUGCAGAAUUUUUUUUUACUGUGAACUGGAUUUUGUUACUGGAAGUGCUGGCCCCUCCUGUACAAAACGUUGGACUCUUCAUUAGAAGCACUAGACUGGAGCAAGGCAACCUUCUCUUAGUGCCCUCCAUCAGCUCAUCCAGGUGGAUAGUACGGCAUGCUCAUCCAGGUGGAUAGGAUGCCAAGCUCAUCCAGGUCUAGGUGGAUAGGAUGCCAAGUUCACCCAGGUCUAGGUGGAUAGGAUGCCAAACUCAUCCAGGUCUAGGUGGAUAGGAUGCCAAGCUCUUCCAGGUGGAUAGGAUGCCAAGCUCAUCCAGGUCCAGGUGGAUAGGAUGCCAAGCUCGUUCAGGUGAAUAGGAUGGCAUGGUCCAGUUGGAUAGGAUGGCAAGCUCAUCCUGAUCAAGGUGGAUAGGAUACCAAGCUCAUCCAAGUACAAGUGGAUAGGAUUCCAACUCGUCCAGGUGGAUAGGGUUCCAACUCAUCCAGGUCCAGGUGGAUAGGAUUCCAACUCAUCCAGUUUCAGGUGGAUAGGGUUCCAAGCUCGUCCAGGUCAAGGUGGAAAGGAUUCCAAGCUCAUCCUGGUGGAUAGGAUUCCAAGCUCAGUCAUCCCUUAUUUUUCCUCCUUAUGCUUAAACUUGAGACUUGAAUGAGACCUACUCCAUCCAUUGGAGUUGUCUGCUUUCUGCUGCUAUAGAUUUGUUUGUAUACAGGACUGUACAGUCACAUUUUUAAAGGGUGUUGUGCUUGUCUUCAAUGUUUCAGCCCACCGUGGGUGCAAUCUCUGCCACUGGCCUCAAGAUCAAUGUUGUUUUUUUUUUUCCUGCAUUUGUUCUGAUUAGGUAAAUACUGGCACAAAUCUGUUUUUCAUUUCAUUGAGUGUUCUUCCAUCUUUGUGCAAAGAGACUCAAGUGACAUUUCGUGAUAUGAAUCAUGAUCUAUUGAGAGGCUGGAGAAUUUUGUCCAGAUUUUUGGUCAUUAUAAAGUGCUGCCACAUUAUUUUUUUUAUUUUUUUUUUUUAAAAAAAAAAGGCCAGUUAAUUUGCAAAGAUUUCUUCCUGUUUUUGAAUCCAUACUGAAACUGUAGUGUUAAUUCAUUCGAUUUGCCUUUUUCAUUGGUGUUUCGUAUCAAAUACGGAGAAAAAAAAUGUAAGGCAUCUGGUGUGAUCUCUACAUUUGUUUAAUUUUCUUAUUUAACUUUUUAUAGUUCUUAAUAUAUCUAAUUGAAAAGAAUAGAUAUAAAAAAAAAAUCCUAUUCUGAACCCAAGAUUUUGGACUUUGUGUUCUCAAAAGUUCCUUAGUGUCUGGCAGCCAGAUCAGAAUAAUUAAAUUGUGAAGACUUCAUGAAUUACACUGGUUUUUAAGGACUACUUUCCCUUUAGUCCUGUCUAUAGUCAGGCAGUAAAUUAUCGAAGGGUCAUGUCACGUGUCUCUUUGAUUACUGCCACGAGUAGCAGCCAUUCUAAUGCUAAAGGGGAAGGCGCUUGGUUAAUUUUUUCAUUAAACUCGCUCCCCAUGUGAUAUUUCAGGCGGUUUCCUAUAUUUCGAGCACACUGCAUAUUGAAAGAGAAACCAGUGCGACUGGAAAAGGAAAUGUUUACCCAAUAUCUGUGGCAGAAGAGCAGCCAAUAGACUUUAGUGUUGUUCAAUAUAGACAAAGGGGCCCUUUCUUAGGUUAGAAGUUUGAGGUCAGAGGUUGCUGUUUAAUACGGCAAAUGCGAGUGAAUCCAGUAUCCGGUUGCUUUAUGAAUGACUAGUUGACGAUGUGCAAUACGAGUUUUCUCCAAAUGGAUUUUUUGAUAUCGAUGAUAUAACAAACUUGAAUCGUUUGGAAGUUUCAUCACCUCCGCUGAGAUACCAAGAUGCCAUUGAAAGAAAUGGAAUUUGAAAAUUUAAUAUAUAUUUAUUUCUUUUUGAGUUUCAUUUUAUUUUUUCCCCAAAAUUUCACAUGACUACUUAAAUAGCUGGACACUGUAUAGAAUCGAGAAAUGAGAACAUUCAAUCAUUUUUUUUUUUUUUAGUCAAAUCCCGAACGAGAUGUCAUUCUUGAGUGAUGACGGUGGAUAUUGUUCAGGAUAACGCGAGUGUGUGAUUACCGAUAAAUAUGCCCCUAUGUUUAGAUUAUUUUUCUUUCUAGCCACACUGAUUAUUGUAGGACAUGAUCUCAAAUGUCUGAGGCAAUAUAACCAGCUGCACUGACAAGCCUGUCUUCUUCUUUCAUAGAACUAAUGGCCACUAAUGUGCAAUCCGUCAGUAUUUUACAAAAUACUCCAGUAGGUGUAAAUUGUUUUUGCUAUGCGUUUAUAAGCGUAAUGGAAAUAAUACGAAAUGAGGCCUCUAGGUUUUAAAUACUGCCCUGUACUGAAUAUUCAGUAUGUGUAAGUGUGGUAUAUAUUUAAAAUAGAUAUAUAUUGUGAGGAGGGCUGUAUAAGGCGUGAAGGUUUUAUAGCCUUAUUAUAUUUGCCUUAAAUCUAAAAUGUAUAAAAAUGACAUUCCCCCUCCCUCCCAAAAAAUGGUUUUACCUCUAGAUUUAGGGUGUGUUGUCAGAGCCUUCAAUAAUGUAACUUCCUGGAGAAGAGAAACCGUUGCAGUACAGUGUGUGUGUAUUUGAAUAAGGUUUCCCUUAUUGUAAAAUAUAAGGAUAUUAUAAGUUACCGAGGAGUUACAUGACCAUAUACAGGUCAUGGAACUCCGAGGUGACUUCUAAUAUCCUCAUUUCCAACACUGGGUACUUUAUUUAUUAUAAUACACAAGUUUUAGUGAGUCGUGCGACAGAAAUGACAUUACUAAGCUCCGUUUAUAACUGAUGACAUCACUAAGAGCCAUUUAUAAGGAUAUAAUUUACAAGGUAUUCAUGGCUUUUGUCUAUCGCACACACACACUUCUUAAAUCCUUUCUAUGGGACACUUGUAGUCUUGAGGUUGUUUUUUUUUUUUUUUCUUAUUAAUUUAAAGCUCGUAAAUGAGGUGUAUGGCAAUAUUCUAAAGAAUGAAUUUACAGGUUCUUCAAUCUUUCAAUGGUGUACAUUUUGUUUCUUUAUUUUUAAUUUGUAAAAAUUUUUACUGUAAACUUGAUUCUCAUGCCUAGUGUGAUUCAAACUGCUUGUAAUUUAAAAACACUAUUUAAUAUUCAAAAUAAAGUUAUAUAUUUAUAAA
Molecule: messenger RNA, 8382 nt
Organism: Xenopus laevis (African clawed frog)
Lineage: Eukaryota; Metazoa; Chordata; Amphibia; Anura; Pipidae
Gene: lmtk2.L
Product: lemur tyrosine kinase 2 L homeolog
Exons: 14
Coding region: 335-4567 (1410 amino acids)
Cellular component (GO): membrane
Molecular function (GO): nucleotide binding; ATP binding; protein tyrosine kinase activity
Source: RefSeq, a predicted model, not a curated record